Molecule: messenger RNA, 5933 nt
Organism: Macrobrachium nipponense
Lineage: Eukaryota; Metazoa; Arthropoda; Malacostraca; Decapoda; Palaemonidae
Gene: galene
Product: TWiK family of potassium channels protein 7-like
Exons: 11
Coding region: 480-2093 (537 amino acids)
Biological process (GO): potassium ion transmembrane transport; stabilization of membrane potential
Cellular component (GO): plasma membrane
Molecular function (GO): outward rectifier potassium channel activity; potassium ion leak channel activity
Source: RefSeq, a predicted model, not a curated record
ACUCCGCGUCUCCCACAGUCACUAGCAAAGGUGUCUGAAUGUGCGGAGUGGAACAUUUUGGAAAAAUUUUUCAUGUGAUUUUUAUGUGACGUAGAAUGUUGACGUUUUUGUGAAAAGGUAGAAUCAGCAAUAUCAGAAAAUCUCUGGUUGUUAACUAGUUGUGAUAUUUAAUCUUUGACUUCCGGUGAUAUACGAAAAGUGAAGACGAGUGAUGAUCCUCAUUAGGAGAAGCUGGAGAGAUCGCUUCAAGUAAACAAAGAAAGGAGGAGGAAGAAGAAGAAGAGAGAAAAGCAAAGCGCAAAUGAGACCGGCAUGAAGCUCGUCCUGCUGCUUUUAGUUGCUGGAACGACGAAGGGGUGAGUCUAACCCUCUAACUCUCUGGCGGAGAGAAGCUAGACUUACUUCGAGCGCGCGCGCGAAAAACAGAGGAGCAUCGCUCCCCCGCGGAAUCUGGAGGGACCAAAGAACGCGACACCAGGAUGCGAGAGGAGGAGAACUCCUGCGGGAACUGCGGGUAUUACUUCAAGAACAUCGUCAAGUUCCUCAUCAGCCACAUCGGCCUAGUGUCGCUCGUCAUUGGCUACACCAUCAUCGGCGCCUUCACCUUCGAGAGGCUGGAGUCCGACCAUGAGAUCAAGGUGAAGCAGAACAUGUCCAACGUGAGGAAAGAUGUCACGGACGACCUCUGGGGCAUCACGGACCACAUGGAGGUCCUGAACGAGAGCAUCUGGGCCGCCGAGGUCCGCCAGAGGCUGAAGGACUUCGAGAAGUCCCUCAUCAAGGCCAUUAAGACGGACGGAUGGGACGGCUCCGAAGACACGACGAAGCAGCAGUGGACGUUCGCCGGGGCGCUCUUCUACUCGAUCAUUCUCAUCACGACGAUCGGGUACGGCCACAUAGCGCCCAAAACGGACUGGGGCAAAGUGAUCACCAUCAUCUACGCCAUCCCGGGCGUCCCGCUCAUGAUGCUGUGCCUGGCGAACAUCGGCGACGGCAUGGCCCACUCCUUCAGGUUCCUCUACUGGAAGGUCUGCUGCUACGCCUGCACCAAGAGGCCCAAGAAGAAGAGGAGGGUCCGGCACAUGAGGGGCAGUACUAGGAGAUACCCAUCCCAGCAGGGCUCGGGCCGGAUACGUUCGUCCUCCUUCAGGAGAUCAAACCGAGCGUCGGAGAAGUCGGCCGACUCUCACCUGAGCGAUUCGGCUUUCUAUACGUCCUCCUAUUCGGAACCUGAGUAUAAGAUGUACGACGACAUGGUCGACGCGGACAUGCGAGGCCUGCAGAGGAAUCGUCCUUCUGACCGCAGCCACCACACCAGGUCGUCCCAGAAUUCCAAGGGGUCAGAUCACCUUACGCCGCCCCCAAAGGAGGGCUUGCAGGAUGAUGGUCGGGUUGCCGUACUCUUCAACAAGUACGCCCUUGAAACAGAAGGUUUACCGGCUGAUAAUGGCCACAUGGUGACCGAGACCAACAGGGACGUGGAAGGCAGACCGGAACGAGAGAGCAAAAGAAGUAAAAGGGAUGAGGAUGCUGACCUUCCAGUCAUCCACCAGCCCAGAGGUCCAAGAACUGUUUCUGGUGGAGGCUACCUGGACUCCCCCCAGAUGUCCCGAUCUCCUCGUUCCUCUGAAAGAUAUUCCCGCCAUUUACCUCCGCCCGCUGAUCCAAGGAGUCGUCUAUCCCGUUUAGAUGAAGAGUACUACGACGACUAUGAGGACGAGUACGACGACGAAGAGGAGGAGGACUUCGUAGGGGACAAGCCCGUGCCCAUCUGGCUUGGCGUCAUGUUGGUCGUGGCUUAUAUCCUGGGCGGUGCUGCGCUCUUCUCCGGGUGGGAGGGGUGGAGCUUCCUCGACAGCAUUUACUUCUGCUUCAUCACUCUUACUACGAUAGGCUUUGGUGAUUUCGUCCCGUCACAGAACAUCAAUGAGGACGUCGAGCUCAGCAUUGCCUUGUGUUCCAUAUACCUGCUGUUUGGCAUAGCGCUGCUGGCCAUGAGCUUCAAUCUGGUCCAAGAGGAGGUUAUAAGCAACAUCAAAACUAUGGCCAGGAGACUUGGCAUUCUGAAGGAAGACGAAGAUGAAGAUGAUUGAUGAAUGUCUCGUAAAAGAAAUUGAACAGAUGACGAAUAUACAAAAGAAGUCGUGCCAAAGUAUUCUUUGAUGAAUGUAGAAAUAGAUGUAUAUAAUGAAGGUAUUCUAAAGUAAGAAUGCCACGUACUGAAGUACUAAAAGAAGGAAUCAGAUAUAAAAGUGGCACAGUUGAAGGUUAAGGCUUCAAAGAAGGACUGUAGCUAUGAUUCUGAAACUGGCGUUUUGUAUGAAUCCCUCUGUAAUUUAAUUCCAGUGAGCUAUAAUGUCUCUUGCAAUGCUUUAAAAAAACGUAAGGGGGGAUUAAAUUUUAUAACUUGGAACAUUCCUUUUCAAAGAGGUUUUGGUAUUAUUCUGAGAGAUUAAUUAUGUAUAAGAAAACUUCAUGCAAUAAACAACAGACUUUAAUGAAUCGAAGAAAUGGUGACCUAUUGAGGACGGUUAUCGAUGUGCUCAGAGUUGGCAAGUGCUAAAAUGCUUCCAUAUUUGAUUGAUAUACAGACAUAAACUUACAUUUCGUCAGUUGCAAUUUACAAUUGAAGGAGAAAGUAUUGAAACAUGAAGGAGACAGCUAAUUGGACUAGUGCCAUAUCUGUUAUUAUUAUUAUUAUUAUUAUUAUUAUUAUUAUUAUUAUUAUUAUUAUUAUGAUUAUUAUUAUUAUUAUUAUUAUUAUUAUUAUUAUUAUUAUUAUUAUUAUUAUUAUUUCAGUAGAUGAAACCUAUUCACACGGAACAAGUACACCAAAGGGGCCAUUGACUUGAUAUUCAAGCUUCCAAAGAAUGUUGGUUUCAACCUCCCACUGCAGACCCCACACUGCAGCGGUAACCGAUCAUGAUUUUUCAUUGCCCUGGGGGAGAUGCGAACCCGCAACAUCUGAGUGACAUACCAUGACACUGACCACUAUAGUGGCUGGUGAUUUGCUAAUAAAUUAUGAAAGGAGAGUUCAAGACCAAUCAUCGUCACCCUCAGUUAUUAUUGUUCAGAGCUUAGAUGCUAAGUACAUUUGCUCAGACCUCAGUGAUUUUAAGGCACCUCGCAAAGCCGUAGGCCAUAGUCCCUUAUUUUCCUUUGAACUAAGUGGGACCAACCUGUUUGGGAGCUCUGGCACCAAAAAUAACAUAGAGAUAAGAUUUAUAUCUCAAUUUAUAACAAAGCUGUUGUUUAUCUGUUGAAACAGAUGACUUAGGAUCUUCUGAAGAUGCUAGAUAUUUUUUAAUGCGUACAGAUUUUCUACAAAAACAGACCACAGGUUUUGCAAGUUCUAAAGGUCCUGUUCUAGUUGCAAGUACGGUACAAGGAAUCAACGAUAAAAUUUAUAUCUGGUUCCCGAGAAUUAGUCAUAAAGAAGUCUCAGUUAAACACAGUGAGGUAAACAAUAACAGGAGUGAACUGAGGUAAAUGGUAAAAAAAGUGACAGGCCACUAGUAGCUCCUCAGUGGCGUGAUUGGUAUGGUCUUGGUCUGCUACCUCGGUGGCCGCGAGUUCGAUUCCCGGGCAUUCCAUUGAGGGGUGAGAGAUGUGUAUUUCGGGUGAUAGAAGUUCACUCUCGACGUGGUUUGGAAGUCAAGUAAAGCCGUUGGUCCCGUUGCUGAAUAACCACUGGUUCCAUGCAACGUAAAAACACCAUACAAACAAACAAACAAAACAGGCCACUAGUGGAAGACUAAGCCAACACUAAUAUCCCAGUGGUCAAGUUCUAAGCUCACCCAAAGUAACAUCAGGUUAGGAACCAGAAUGGAAGCUGAUGUUGGUGGUGUCUUUUUGAGAAGAAAAUUGGAAGGGCUGGUGAACCAGAAAAUAUCACAGCAGACGAACGAAGUCAAGUUUUGUUGGGAAGAUGUUAUUCCUCUGAUAUCCUUCAAAAAAAAAAAAAAAAAGAGACCUUGAGUGUUCACAGGGCUUACGAGAAGGAUUCGUUCUCGUAUGAAAUCUGAAAAUCGGAUCUCUGUAAAACUAAAGAAUCUGGACAAUCAGGUAGGAAGAGACCAAAGGGAAUGGGUCACAAACUUUUUAUAAAGCUUGAAAACUUACCCAUGGACAGACUUUUAAUAUUUAUCUUGAAUGCAGUACUAUGAAUCUUUACUUGCAAUUGUAUUCCAUUGUUUAAUUAUUCAGACAUGAGUUGAAUUCUUUGAUUCUUUGGUUCCAGAAAAGUGCACAGGUUCAAAUGACAGUUACUAUGGCAUUUGUUUAUCAUUGGCCGGUAAUAAGGGUUUUCUUCAGGGGCAAGAGUCCGUGCUGAGAAGGCCAGCAACGAAAUCUACGACUUCAAAGGCAAAGACGUUCCACAGCCAUCCUCGACGAAUUCUGUUUUGAAGCAUAAAUUAACAGUGAUGAAGUUGACAGAGUAAUACAAGUUGAAUACAAUAUUUUGCAUUGUAUUGUCAAUACUGUAAUGUUUUGAAUUACUCAAAACAAAAGAGGUUUCAGUUUCAGACAUAGCAGCCUUCUUCUUUGAACCCUCAUUUUAUAUCUAAAAAUCAUGUUUUUACGAGUAAACACCUGAAUGGGCCUUGGCAUAUAAGUAUGUCAAUCAAAUUCAUGCUUCCUUCUCACUUCGUGCCUCACUCAAAGUUGUUCUGAGAGACCAAUUUUAAAAGAUAGUGAGUAAGCAUCACAUUCGUAGAAAGUAAGUUAUUUGCUCGAAAAUGUAGUAAGUAUUGAGUAUCUCUCUAGAAGAGUGUAUGAUAAGGUACAUUAAAAUGAAAGAGAAUUGAAAUAGAUGUCUGUGAAGAAAGACAAAACAAACUGGGAAAUGUGCGACCAGUGAGCAGGUUUCUAGAGUUGUAAGUGUAGAUAUAGCCCUUGUGUUCCGUAUCGAUUUCAUCUUCAGUUGUCGAGUAUUUCCAGUGAGAGAACAACAUUGCAUCUUUUAAUAUUAGACACCUUACUGCUCUAGGAAGCUUUCUGUUUAAUGGGAAACAGAGACAGAUGUCAGAAAAAAAAUUAUGUGCAUGAAUUCCACUUUGUUUGUAGUUUAUUGGUGUAUGAGAGGCUUCCAAGGACAGGUUGGUUUGAUGUCAAAAGAGCUCCUUUGCAGACCUUUGAAGAUCCUGUAAUUAGUAAGGAGAUGGUAUCAUGUUAUUCUUCUUUUGAAAUGGUUUAUAGUCUCCAGGGUGGUAUUUUAAAGAGGAAAUGUUAAAUUGAACAGUUGUGCAGCUAGUUCCUCUCCUUAAUCCAUCUAUAUUCUAUAUUUUUCAUCAUACACUUAAAUCACAGCUAUCUUAUUUCUGGCUUUUUGCCUUCACCAUGCAUUUUCUCUGCCUUGUGAAUAUUACGCCACUCAGAUCAUCCACUUCCUUCAUUCAAAAUUCACCAAUGAAAAUAAAUCGGGCUUCAGCCUUGUCUUGUCCCACGUUUCGUCUCCAUCGUUCUCUCUGCUUCUUCAGUCUUUACUGUAUCCUUUUGAUUCCAGUACAAGUUUUCUAUCAGUAUACAGUGGGACCCCUGUAUCCGCAUUCUCCGUAUUCGCAACUCAUGGAUUCGCGGAUUUAUCUCUUGACCAUAUCUACCCAUUAUUCGUGGAAAAUUCGCCUAUUCGCGGCAUUUUUCUAUGAGAAUUAUCCAAAAAUUCCUGGUUGCUUUAAUCAACUUCAUCAUAAAAUGAACUUUUUGUGAUAAAACUAUUAAAAAACUAUGUAUAAAAAUUUUUAAUGGGUUUUUCUUGAGUUUUAACUAACAACAUCGUUUUUAUAGGGGUUCCAACUAUUCACGGAUUCCAACUAUUCGCGAUGGUCUGGUAUACAUCUCCUGGAAUAUGGGGCGACCACUGUAGUAUACUUACCAUUCACCCUUAUGCACUCUUGACAUUUUUCUGUUCUUUAAUCUAUUGAGAGCCCCCU